Molecule: messenger RNA, 3821 nt
Organism: Lacerta agilis (Sand lizard)
Lineage: Eukaryota; Metazoa; Chordata; Lepidosauria; Squamata; Lacertidae
Gene: FCSK
Product: fucose kinase
Exons: 24
Coding region: 145-3570 (1141 amino acids)
Biological process (GO): GDP-L-fucose salvage
Molecular function (GO): ATP binding; fucokinase activity
Source: RefSeq, a predicted model, not a curated record
GCAAGAGGAGGAGGUUGUCGUGGCGUGUUAAGGAGGGGCUGAUUAAUCCGAUAUUUAAAAAGGGUUUGCAGCCUCAGCCUGCUCUGCUGCACGUCUACUCGGAAGCUCAGCAGUGUGAAAAGCAGAGAGGCCUGUUUUAAACGCAUGGCUGGAGGAGAGGUGGACUGGACCGUCAUCGUUCUGACAUGUCAGCACAAGGACAGCGUCUUUGCCUUCCAAAAAGAGCUGGAGGUCCGCAGGGACCGGGGCUCCUUGGGGCGACAGCCCAUCCUGCUCACGGUUGAAGACCCCAAGGGCCAGGUUGGCAGUGGAGGAGCCACCCUCAACGCGCUCCUGGUGGCAGCUGAGCACUUGAGCGCUCGAGCAGGCUACACGGUGGUCACAUCUGAUGUGUUGCAAAAGGCCUGGAUCCUCAUUCUGCACAUGGGCCGGGACUUCCUAUUUGAUGACUGCAGCCGAGCAUUCACCUGCCUCCCCCUGGAGGAGCCUGCAGCCCCCGCUGAGGCACUCACCUGCAACCUGGACAGCCUCCUUGCAACCCUGAUGCACCAGGUCAGUGUGGCGGAUCCUUGCAGGCUGUCCUCUUUCAGUGCCUUGGUGGGCUUUGCCCUCUCCCUGCCAACCCCCACCGUGCCCUGCAGGGGCUCAGAGGUGCUGCUCCUGGUCCUACAGGCUCAGAUUCCUCCUCCUUGCCUCCAUUUCCAGGUGUGCAGAGGCUCACCCCCAGGGGUCUGGGUUUCCAGCACAGAUAUGCUUCUCACAGUCCCAACCAUGACAGAGAUCGACUGGCAUGGAUUCCAGGGGGUGAGAGUCAUUGCUGUGCCCGGGAGCAUCUCCUAUGCCAGGCAGCAUGGAGUCUACCUUGCUGAUGCUCAGGGGGUGGUGCAAGACAUCUUCUACCAAAGCCCUGAAGACCAAAUCCGGCAGUGCGUGGGGCCGGAUGGGAAGGUCCCGCUGGUGUGUGGGGUUGUCUUCUUCUCCUCUGAAGCAGCGGAGCAGCUUCUGGCCACUCAUGUCAUCCCACCCCUUGAUGCCUGCACGUACAUGGGGCUGGACUCGGGAGCCCCCGCCAUCCAGCUCUCUCUCUUCUUCGACAUCCUGCUCUGCAUGGCCCAGGGAGUCAGCGAAGAGGCCUUUGUGAAGGGUCAGAGACCAGGGAUGGGCAGCGGCGACAAUGUCCAGGAGGCAGGGGCAGAGAGAAGUGCCCGUUCCGUGCUGUGGAAAGCUCUCCGUGCCGUGCCUCUCACGAUGGCGUACAUCCCUGAGGGUUGCUAUGACUACAUGACCAUGUCUGCCAGCGACCACAUCCGCCACCUCACGCCCCACCCAGGCAAUGCCCGCAGCAGGUUCUUCCGCAAAGUGGCACAUUCCCAUGUGGCUGAGCCUCAGCUGCUGGCUGAGGGCUGCUCUGUCACCAACAGCCUCUUGGAGGGAGCAGUGAAGGUGGGGCCUGGGAGCGUGAUCCAGCACUGCCACUUGAAGGGUCCUUUGGAGAUCCACACUGGCUGCCUCCUCACUGGGCUGGACGUGGUAUCCUCCGUGGCCCUCAGGAGCUACCUGCUUCGGGACGUGGUUGUCCAGGGACACACUGUCAGGCUGAGGGGGAUCCCUUGCAAGGUCUUUACCCUGAGUGGGCAUCAUGAUGACUGGCAGAGUACGGCAGAAGAAAGCAGCACCUACCUGAACAUGCCCUGGAAUGAGUUUUUCCUCCACACUGGAAUACGGAGUCACGACCUUUGGAGCCCAGACAUCCCUUCCAGCCGCCGCUGCCUGCUGAAUGCCUGCCUGUUCCCUGUGCUGCAUGCCUCCGAGCCCCUGGGAGUCGGGGACGUCCUCUGGCUCUUGGGCUCCCCUCUUUCUCCUCCAGGGGCUGAGCAGCUGCAGCGCUGGCGGACUUCCUGGCGCAUGUCCUGGGAGGAGCUGCAGGGGAGCCUGGACCAGGAGGCGGAGCUGGCUGCCCGCAGGGCCACCUUCUUCUUGCAGGCCCAGAGCAAGACCAAGAGGGUCCUGAUGGAGCACAGCAACUGCAGCCUUCUACCGCUGAUCCGCUCCGCAGCCCUGGAGGGCUACCACAAGGCCAUGCUGGAGACACUGGACCAGGUUGCCUCCAUGGCCAGAGACCCUGGCGUUGCUGCUCGAUCCUUGGCUUGCAUUGCUGACCUCCUGGGCUGCCUGGCCAAAGGGGAAGGGGGCUUACGGAGCGGCCCAGCAGCCAAUGCAGCUUGGGCCCAGGCCUUCCAGCACCUUGAGAAGGGGGACAUCCCUGAGGGCGUCAAGGAGCUGGCCAAGGAGAGGAAGAAGUGGCUGGACAGGCCUGUCCUCCUUGUCCGCGCCGCUCGGCACUACGAGGGUGCCGAGCAGAUCCUUGUCCGCCAGGCUGUGAUGUCCUCCUGCCAGUUCAUCAGCCUCAGGCAGGCCACGCUGCCUCCCAUGGGCCGCUGGCUGAGAGUGGCCUGCCCAGCCAGAAUAGACCUAUCUGGUGGCUGGAGCGACACCCCUCCCAUCACAUAUGAACAUGGAGGCGCAGUGGUGGACCUGGCCGUCCUGGUCGAUGGGCACAGGCCCAUUGGUGCACAGGCCCGGCGCAUUGCCGAGCCAGAGCUGCGGCUCGUUAGCAGCAGCGGGAGGCUGGAGGGAGAGAUGGUGGUGGAGCUGGUCUGCAGAGACCUGGAAGACCUGAGGGAUUACUGCCAGCCUCACGCACCCGGAGCUUUGUUGAAAGCAGCUUUGAUUUGCACCCACAUUGUGGACCUUGCUUCUCAGAAUUCCUUGCGGGAGCAACUGAUGGAACACUUUGGAGGCGGCUUUGAACUCCGCACUUGGUCACGUCUUCCUCACGGAUCAGGACUGGGCACCAGCAGCAUCUUGGCAGGGGCUGUGAUGGCUUCUCUAUACCAGGCAUCCGGGCACUCCACCAGCGUUGAGUCCCUCAUCCAUGCCGUGCUGCAUUUGGAGCAGGUUCUCACCACAGGUGGAGGGUGGCAGGACCAAGUGGGUGGGCUGGUGCCAGGCCUCAAGAUUGGGCGUUCAAAGCCUCAGCUGCCACUAAAAGUAGAAGUGGAGCAAAUCACUGUCCCGGAGAGCUUCAUGCACACCCUGAAUGAGCACCUGCUCCUAGUGUACACGGGCAAGACCCGCCUGGCCCGCAACCUGCUCCAGGAUGUUCUAAGAAACUGGUAUGCCCGGCUACCCACCAUUGUGCAGAAUGCCAGCGCACUGGUGAACAACGCAGAGGAGUGUGCCCAGGCCCUUCGGCAAGGCAACCUGGCUCUCUUGGGCAAGUGUAUGAAUCAUUACUGGCUGCAGAAGAAGAAUAUGGCCCCUGGGUGUGAGCCUUUGGCUGUCCGGCGCAUGAUGGAGGUGCUCCAGCCUCAUGUCUAUGGGCAGAGCAUGGCUGGCGCUGGAGGAGGUGGCUUUCUCUAUGUCUUAACUAAAGAGCCCAGGAACCAAGAGGCCUUGCAAAGGAUCUUGAUGGAAACAGAGGGCCUGGGGAAUUUCAGCAUCCACACUGUGAAGGUGGACACAGCUGGCUUCCAAAUGCAGCUUCUGGAGGAGGAUUGGGAGCCAUAGGCACUGCAGGGAUUCCUGCCCACAUCCUACAGCUGUGCAAGAUCUAUGGAUGAAUGACUCAGUGGCUGAAUUUGGUUUAGUAUUUCUUUGGAAGAUUCAUGCACUCCUUCACUGAAGAUGGGGUAAAAACAGCAGCUGCCCCACCCAAGUGAAAAACAAUACUUAGUUGUGAAUUAGUAGGGCCUGGCAGUCAGAUCUGCCGCAUUCUUCAGGAAAUUAUGUGAAGUAAUCAAUGAAAAACUUUUUAUUUC